AGCAAAACGUUAGUACUAGCACACAAGUCCAGACCAAUUGGUUUCCUUGUGGGAUAUUAUUAUUUAUAAAUUUCUCCGUCGAAUGCCAAACAAAUAGCUAUUUUUUAUUUCUCUGAUUAUUAUCCAAUCCAUUCUCUUCCUCGCUCACAUUUUGACUUCACCAUGGCCGUUUCAAUUUCACCCUCCUCCUCUUCCAUAACCCUAUCUUCUUUGAACUCUUGCACUCGUGUGGGAGCUUCGUCUUCUUCGCCGCAACUUCAAUUUCCUGUCCGAACUCGCUUCCUUCCAAUUGGUACUCGUCGUCUUCCCGCUUCCUCCCGCCCUAGAUUCCUGGUUCAAGCAAAGAAACAAACAUUUUCCUCUUUUGAUGAUUUGCUUGCUAACUCUGACAAGCCCGUAUUUGUUGACUUCUAUGCAACCUGGUGUGGUCCUUGUCAAUUCAUGGUUCCCGUACUUGAGGAAGUAAGCACGCGGCUUAACGAUCUGAUACAAGUAGUUAAGAUUGAUACUGAGAAGUAUCCCAGCAUUGCCAACAAAUACAAAAUUGAGGCAUUGCCAACUUUCAUCAUCUUUAAGGAUGGAGAGCCUUUCGAUCGCUUUGAGGGAGCAUUAACUGCGGAUAAGCUAAUUGAACGCAUAGAAACCAGUCUCAAAGUUAAGCAAUAACCCUGUUAAAAUGAAAACAUGGAUGUGUGUCUAUUGGAAUGUUGGAUCAUAUACAUGAUUGGAUAGGAGGAUCAAACUGCUGCUUCAACUUCAUUCAGACUUUUUUUCUGUAUUUAUCACAUUUUUUAUGCCAAGAUCCAAGCCAGUAAAAAUUUAGACUGUUUAAUUAGUAGUAGGUGUUUUAAAAAAUUCACAAGUACUCAGUUUGCGUGUUCUUCAAUAUUUUUGUUUGUUGUCAUCUAAUUGAUCAAUAUCUUAAUUUUACACCAUGUAUACUUUUGUUGUCUUUUGUCGGUUCAAAAACAAAUUGGAACUGUAGGAAAGUUGGAGUUAUUUUCUUGUUUGCAAAGCACAAAUUGAACCUUACUUACCCCAGCAACAAUGUAUAAAUCACAUUGCAACCCAAUAUAUACAGCAAACAGGCGUGAUUAUAGGCAGCCUAUAACCGGGUCCAGUCCGUGGUAAUAUUUGGAUAUUAUUACUUUAAGUAACUCAAUUUAAAUAUUUUAUAGACAAUUAUAAAUUCACAAUCAAUAUGACUUUAAUUAAACAAUUUAUUCUUUAAAUAAGAUG
Messenger RNA from Vicia villosa (hairy vetch), 1239 nucleotides. Its product is annotated as thioredoxin Y1, chloroplastic. The transcript has 5 exons. Lineage: Eukaryota; Viridiplantae; Streptophyta; Magnoliopsida; Fabales; Fabaceae. The record is from RefSeq and is a predicted model, not a curated record. Gene Ontology annotation, molecular function: protein-disulfide reductase activity; oxidoreductase activity, acting on a sulfur group of donors, disulfide as acceptor. Bases 163 to 666 code for a protein of 167 amino acids. Gene Ontology annotation, cellular component: cytoplasm.